This is a messenger RNA of Erpetoichthys calabaricus (reedfish), 1357 nucleotides long. RefSeq names its product CUB and zona pellucida-like domain-containing protein 1. Gene Ontology annotation, cellular component: cell surface. The record is from RefSeq and is a predicted model, not a curated record. Lineage: Eukaryota; Metazoa; Chordata; Cladistia; Polypteriformes; Polypteridae. The transcript has 6 exons. Bases 59 to 1357 code for a protein of 432 amino acids.
AGAAUCAUUUGGCCCAUUCUGUGGUGGUGUUCUUGUUGGACCGUCUGGAGAAACAAUAAUGCCACAAUAUACAGAAACAAAUGGAUACAGUGGUCAAUGUACAUGGUACAUAGAAGUUGCAAGAGGCUAUCGAAUACAGAUCCAGAUUACACCAUAUUCAGAAGUAAUCAUCUAUCCUUGUAACAUGGACGUUAUUUCUGUAAUUGAUGGUCCUUCUGACAGUUUUCCAAUUAUUGGAGAGAAUUGUUUUGAAGAAUAUGGAACAUAUGAAUCAUCGUCCAACUUUUUGACAGUGACCUCUAAAUUAUCUUUUGUUAAUACAAAUUCAGCAUUUGUUAUAAAUUACAGAACUGUUCCUGUGUUCUCAGAUUCAGACAUCACAUGCUCUUCUUACUUCAUGACUGUAAAGCUACAUCAGCCAUACAUCUGGUCACUGGGGUACAACGCAAGUGAGCUGCAUUUAGAUGAUGUAAUCUGUACACCACAAAUAUUUGGGUCAAUUAUUCUGUUUAAAUUUCCACUUAAUGAGUGCGGAACUAAUAGAAAGGUAGUAAAUGGUACCAUAAUUUAUUCCAACAAUGUCAGAUCUUCUCCUUCUAAUGGACUGAUAACUCGUGAGACUUACCUCAAACUCAAUGUACGAUGCAAAAUGCAACAGGAGGCAAUUGCAGACAUCAUGUACCAAGCAAAUGGAGGAAUCACUGCAAAUGAAACAGGCACAGGCACUUACAACAUCAGCAUGGUAUUCUACCACGGUGAUUUCACUAGUCAAGUAUUAGAAAACCCCUACAUUGUUGACCUAAAUGAAGAUAUCUUUGUUCAAAUUGUGCUCUACACCUCAGACUAUUUGGAAGUUUUUAUUGACACCUGCACUGCUGCACCAUCUCAGUUUGGUUAUCCUUCAUACGAGUUGAUCAGAGAUGGGUGUGUAAGAGAUGACACAUUUGUUGCCUCCCCAAGUACCUCAUUUGACAUUGCACGCUUCAGAUUUAAUGCUUUCAAGUUUGUUGACUACUCAUCCAGUGUUUACCUUGAGUGUAAAGUGGUGCUGUGCCAGAUGUAUGACUAUUCUUCACGAUGUAACCGAGGCUGCCAGGCAAGGCGCAGGAGAGAUUUAAGCUCUUCAAAGGAUAAGGUUGAUAUAGUCUCGGGGAGAAUAGAGCUGAGAAAAGACAAGAAUCUUGCAGCAGAAUAUAUCAAGUUAAAGAAAGAAGAGGGCUUUAAAAUUUCUUCAACCCAAACACUAGUGUGGAUUUCCAUGAUAGCUCUGGCUACUACCACAGUCAUCUUGGCUUUCUUUACUCUGAAGUUUUAUAAGAAACAACAAAGAAUGAAAGGAAACUUUAACAGAUUAUAA